Bufo bufo (common toad) is the source of this 903-nucleotide messenger RNA. RefSeq lists its product as uncharacterized. Lineage: Eukaryota; Metazoa; Chordata; Amphibia; Anura; Bufonidae. The coding region runs from base 142 to 903 and encodes 253 amino acids. The transcript has 5 exons. The record is from RefSeq and is a predicted model, not a curated record.
UGAUACCGGGGCGGAAUCUCGUUGAAAAUCAGCAGUAUUGUUUGAGAAGUGAAGUGAAACCGCAUUACGUUGUACGAAUGCUAUGUGCCGUGCGUUUACUGCGCUUUCCAGGGAAGGAACCUGUCACCUCCAAAACGCACGAUGGAAAAGCCCGACGACGCAUGCGCAGAGAGAGAGGAAAGCGGCCGGCUGAGUGCGGGAGUCGGGAGCGCACCGCUUGCACGAUCCCAGCCUGACAGCAGGAUGUCAAUCACACGCAUGUUGAAGAAGGGUUAUGACCGGACCCGGAAGCAGGCUGCGAAGCAGCAUAUAGUGAUGGGGGUUAAGAAGCUUCUAGAGAAAAAGUUCUGGCGGAGUCGCACCGAAAUUCCCAUCAUUAAAAAAUGGUCGGCUCUCAAGAGGAGGCACCUGGACUGGGUCAAAGAGCUCAGUGAGAGAGUCUGCCCAGGGCUUCCCAUUCCAACCGUGCGCCGCUGUGUGUCCCCUGCCGAUUUGGAUGUGGUGGAGGUCUCCGCAGAGGAGGAGGAUGAUGAUGAGCAUGCGGGCCCCUCCCACAGUAUCAUUGCCACUAACCCACCUGAUGUGGGCAAUGAUGUUGAGGUGGCAGAGGAAGAGCCCGGACCCUAUGAAGGGCAGGAAACCUCCACCCCAGCUCCUGCUGAGGAGGAUAUGCCCACCCCAGCUCCUGAUGAAAAGGAGGAGGAGGACUUAAUUACUACCCCACACCAGGAGGUAAUAAAGAAAAUAUCUCAGAAAAUUUUUCAAAUGAAGGAGGAUCACCGAAAAAUGGUCAAGGAAUUCCGUGCACAGAUUCAGAAGGCGACGCUAAAGCUGCAGGAAUUUGAUAAAAAACACCAAAAUGACCUGCAACAAUUGUUUGAGUUGCAGGAACAACUCAAAUAA